Candida dubliniensis CD36 is the source of this 834-nucleotide messenger RNA. It is a transcript of the gene DAM1, whose product is annotated as Dam1p. The record is from RefSeq and is a predicted model, not a curated record. The coding region runs from base 1 to 834 and encodes 277 amino acids. Gene Ontology annotation, biological process: mitotic sister chromatid biorientation. Lineage: Eukaryota; Fungi; Ascomycota; Pichiomycetes; Serinales; Debaryomycetaceae. Gene Ontology annotation, cellular component: DASH complex; mitotic spindle polar microtubule; mitotic spindle pole body. The transcript has a single exon.
AUGUCUUCAUCUAAACCCGCCACGCCUAGAAAUGAUAGGAAACAGAAUAAUGGAAGACGGCAUCUGCAUAGAUCUUCUGGUAUUCAAUUACCUAGUAUGUCGCCAAAAGUACACCAUUACCCAAUAGAUGCCGAAAACCUACCUAUGGAUUCACCAGAAAUCGUUGAAAAAUUUGCAUCACUUGCGGAAUCUAUGGAGACAUUGGACUUACACAUGCACGAUUUGCGUCAUAUUCACGACCACAUAUCAAAUCAAUUUAACGAAUCGUUUGCAAGUUUUUUAUAUGGGUUGUCAAUGACGAUGUGGUGCGUGGACUUUCCAGGAUGUCCAAGUAGAGAACAAUGGGAAGCACUAAUAUCCAAAAGAGAAAGAAAAGAAAGAAUUGAAGUUUUAAAAAAACGUUUGGAAGAUGCCCAGAAACUAAAUGAUAGACUAAAAUUGAGAUUGUCUGAUGAAGCUAAACAAAAACCACAGCAACUACCCUCCCACGAAAGAUUAGCACGCGGGCCCACUAAACAAGUUUAUCAGCAAACACGGUCUGUGAAUUUCAAUACACACCUUCCAGAUAGCAUUACAACAAACAGCCACACCUCAGGAGACUUCAACUCCAAUAGUCGAGUAUCAAGGAUACCACAGCCAUCUAGAUCGAUCCCCCCCUCUUCGAGAUUUAAAGCAUCCUCCAAAUCAGGACCUAAUCUUAAUCAACCACCAAGAUAUAUGCGUGGAUUAUUUGACGGCAAUAACACUUUGAAUACCUCUAAUUAUAGUCGAAUCAAAAAACCUACGCAUAGCAGAUCAGUUAAUAGUUUGCAGAAUAGACCACCCUUUAGAUAG